AUGGCAGGCAGCGAUGUGGACAGCGAAGGGCCGGCUCGGAGGGGCGGCGCGCCGCGGCGUCCGGGAGCCCCCAGCGGGCCAAGGGGCGAGGCGGCCGCCGGCUGCCCGGAGCCGCUGUCCACUGCUGAAGCGCUGCCCGCCUGGAUGCGCCUCUACUUCUACGGCAUGCACGGCAUCACCCUGGACGUGCUGCUGUCUUCGGCGCGGCGCUUCGCUCGCAGCCCCGACCUGCGGAUGCUCGGCUUCUCCUCGCCCUACCGCUGCCUCUUGCACUCGCUCACGCACUUCGCCCUGGAGAAGGUCUACCUGCAGCAGCCGCGCUGCCCCAGCGCCUUCGUCUUCAAUUUCCUCCUCUACCCCUCGGCCCACGUGGGGCUGCAGACCCUGGCGGGCCAGGCGCUGCUGCUGAGCCUGGGCGGCGGGCCGGGGGGCGCGGCGGCUCCGGGGGCGCUGGAGCUGGCGCUGCAGUACGUGCUGGCGCUCUACCACUGCCAAGUGUUCCUCAAGCGUUUCUUGCGCUUGCGGUACGGGCGGCAGCGGCGGCGCCAGCAGCAGCCACAGCCACGGAAGGGCGCGCUCCCCGCCGCCCCCGGCGCCCGGGCCCCUGCUGCAGCCGCUGGCCGGCGGCCACCGACCCGAGGGCCCCCGGGUGCGGGAGGCGGCCCCCGCCAGGGGCUGCCGGACCCGCUCCGCUUUCUGUUCUUCGGAAUGCACGGCUUUCUGGAUGAGAUCUUCUUCACCUUCUUCUUCAACGUGCUGGGGCAGGGGGACAGGGCGACCACCGGCCACACGUCGCUCUGGUCCUUCCUCAUGUACGGCAGCUGCAGUUUCGUGGUGGAGAAGCUCUACUUCUACCUCUGCUACAGCCGCGGCUGGGGCACGUGGAAGCGGGUGCCCAUCUACGUGAUCUUCAUCUACGCGUGGGAGCUGUCCUGGGGGCUGGGGCUUCGCAUGUGCGGGGCUUGUUCUUGGGACUACUCUCACUACCCACUCAACUUCAUGGGCCUCAUCACUCUGAUGUAUUUGCCUGGUUGGAUAUUCCUUAGUGUGUACCAGGACCUGCUUUCCAACGUGUUGUGGCGGGUGCAGUACGUCCCAGCUGAGACACCACCUCCCACCCCGACCCCCCAAAAAAGAAACGCACUGGAUUCUCGAGACUGA
Lepus europaeus (European hare) is the source of this 1161-nucleotide messenger RNA. It is a transcript of the gene TMEM229A, whose product is annotated as transmembrane protein 229A. The coding region runs from base 1 to 1161 and encodes 386 amino acids. Lineage: Eukaryota; Metazoa; Chordata; Mammalia; Lagomorpha; Leporidae. The record is from RefSeq and is a predicted model, not a curated record. The transcript has a single exon.